AUGACUUCAACCUCAGAUGUCAGCCACGCGGCAGCAACCGACGUCGCUGACCUUGCAUCUUCUAUGUCCGCAGCAGCUUUUCUAGGAAUUGCAUGGUUCAUCUGCAUCGACCUCAACAUCCGCCUACUCGUUAAGGCCGCACGUCGCAGCCUGUACUUCUGGAGCUGUUUGCUGUGCAGCUGGGGUAUCAUCGUGCAUAGCAUUGCCAUCCUCCUAGCCAACUUCAACAAAUGGACAGCAUACUCGUCCAUCGUCAUUAUUGAACUGGCAUGGUUCGCAUACGUGGUCGCUCAGUCACUUGUCCUCUACUCACGCCUCAACCUCGUACUGAAGAACGUGCAAAUCGGACGCUACAUCCUUUACAUGAUCAUCAUUGACUCGGUCAUCUUUGGCCUCACUACACGCCACCCACACUUCAACGCACAACUUCACAACACCAAUCUGAUUUGGGACAAAGUGCAAAUCACCGCCUUCUUUGUCCAAGAAACCCUCAUUGGCAUUCUCUACAUCUACGAAACCGCCAAAUAUCUCAAGAAUAUGGAACUUCUCGGCAACUGUCGUCAUACCACGCGUACCAAUCUUCGAAAUCUUAUCGCUGUCAAUGUCCUCAUCAUCGUCCUCGAUUGUAGCGUCAUGGGUUUGUGCUUUAGAGGGUACUUCUUCCUACAAGGCUUCUACAAGGUCGCUGUGUACGCUGUCAAGCUUCGAACCGAGUUUACGAUUCUGAAUCAGUUGCGGAAGGCGUUGACAGGCGCGUCCACGGGUGGAUCUGGACUUGCUGCGCAGAGGGAUAUUGCAAUGUCUUUGCCUAAGAGGAACAACAUCGUCGAAAUAGUCGAGUGA
Messenger RNA from Alternaria atra, 843 nucleotides. RefSeq lists its product as uncharacterized. The record is from RefSeq and is a predicted model, not a curated record. NCBI's taxonomy places the organism in Eukaryota, Fungi, Ascomycota, Dothideomycetes, Pleosporales, Pleosporaceae. The transcript has 2 exons. The coding region runs from base 1 to 843 and encodes 280 amino acids.